AUGCUGGUUGCUGUACUCCUCGCGAUUCCGCUGCUUGUGCGCCAGACAUUCAGCACACCCACACCCAGCCCCGAGGCGCUGGAACAUGCUGCCAAGAUUCUGCAGGCACGCCAGGCGGCUCCACCUGGCGGCAAGCAGGAGGGUCGAUUUACGUUCUACCAGAUGCCCACACCUCUGAGUGGUAUCUGUGAUCUUUGCGAAGGCCCUGAUGGUGCACUUUGGGGAAUUGAACAACUCGUCAACAACCUGGUUCGUCUCGAUCCAGAGACUGGUGAGGUAGAGGAAUACCCCAUCCCGUUCUCAUUUGGCAUUGGCAAUGCGACAAUUCCAGGAUUGAAUGGCGCUGCAGGUGGCCUUAUCCAGGAUCGACUCGCACUAUCGUGUGCGAUUCGCUCUGGAGCUGAUGGGAAGAUUUAUGCAACCAAUGGUCUGCGAAAUCAGCUUGUCCAGAUGACCCUUGAGACACGGGAGAUUAAGCUAUUUCAAUCUCCGGUCAAUCCAACGGGGAAUCUGUUCCCAUUCAAUGACCUUUUCACAGAUAGUGACGGAAUGUGGAUGACGCAGACAACCGCAAACAUCCUGCAAUUCUUCGACUACGCCCAACAAGACUUCACAAUCACGGCAAAGAUCCCGACAUCCCUCGCACUCCCUCUCGGUGUCUUCGUCACAUCCGAUGGGAGCGUCUAUGGCUGCGAACUUCUCGGCAACAAGAUCUUCGAAUACAAGAAAGAUACCGGCGAGAUAGUCGAAUACGACAUGCCGCUACCUCUUCAAGCACCAGCUGUCAACCGCGUUGAACGGGAUGGUUAUAUGUAUUUCAGCGUCUUUAUUGGCAACGCACUAGGAAGAAUCAAUCUCGCAACCAAGGAGAUCGAAGUCUUCCCAAGUGGACAGCUAGUAUCUCUCGGAGGGGUUACCUCUGGUCCCUCUCAGGAUGGCGAUGUUUGGAUGAGCUUCUUUGCCACCACCAAUGCUCUGCUUCGCCUCAGCCCGGAAGAUGAGAUCAGUAUAGUCCGUUUCCCAAACUUGUUCAGUGAGGGUGGUCCUUUCGCUAUGGUUGGGGAGCUCCCGAUUGUUGGCAAUCUGCUUCAAGGUCUGCUUCCACCGUACCUCAGUAUUUCUGUCAAUGUCGGUCCUGGGAAUGCGGUUUGGUUCGGUUCAUUCUUGAGGAAUGCGGUUGGCAGAUAUCAGCUUUAA
This is a messenger RNA of Ramularia collo-cygni, 1197 nucleotides long. RefSeq lists its product as uncharacterized. The coding region runs from base 1 to 1197 and encodes 398 amino acids. The record is from RefSeq and is a predicted model, not a curated record. Gene Ontology annotation, molecular function: protein binding. Lineage: Eukaryota; Fungi; Ascomycota; Dothideomycetes; Mycosphaerellales; Mycosphaerellaceae. The transcript is spliced from 5 exons.